UGUCCUCGUUAAGAAAGGAUAUUCGUUACAUUGUUGUUAAGUUGUUAUUAUAAUUUCUCAAACAAACCAACCAACCAACCAAAGCAACCCAAAAGCAAACCGAAAGCCAACUGCUCGCUAAAGAGAAUUCAAAAUAUAAACCGAAAACGAAAAAAAAACGCAGAAUCUCUCGCCUUGCGUGCUGGGUGACUCUGCCUGGGAACAUAAUUCAAAAACCAAAUGAACUUUCCGAAAACAAAUUUCAUUGGUCUGUGAUAAGUGAAGGUCAAGCAAAAAGCAACAAGCAAAAAGAAAAUUUUUUAUGAAAACUAAAAAGCAACCACAAACGACACGAAGCGGAACAAACCACAGAAAAGGCAACAUUUUCCAAAUUAGCAAAAUUGUAGAAAUUAUUUAAUGCAUCAAAUCGUUUGCGCAUAAAACUCGACAGCAGCAGCGGCAACAGCAGCAGCAACAACAGUGCGGUUUCACACAAAAAGGCGGUCAUUAAAACAAAAAAAAAAAAAAAAGAACCAAAACCGAAAACCUAGCCAAAUUAUAACACAAUUUAUUUAUAUCAUCAACUGCAAGGCGGCAGAGCAGGCAGCAGGCACUUCAUUAAGCAUCAAAGCGAGCUGCGUGCAACCGCAAAACGUGCAAAUUCCGCACCGCAGCAGCAACUAGCAACAGCAGCCACUAGCAACACGCAACCCAGCAGGCUUCCAGUGCAACUGUAGGCCGGAAAAUGUUGGCUAUGCCCACGCUGAUGAUGCCAGCCACUGCACAGAUGACGCUGAGCGCCGCCCACGGAAAGUCCUACGAGACAAAGCUGCUGGCCAUCCACCAGACUCACCUGCAGCAGCAGCAGCAGCAGCAACAGGCACCCGCCCCCCAGCAGCAGCAGCAGCAGCAACAGCAGCAGUCGCUCAACGGCAAGCAGCAGGCGCAGCAGCAGCCGCAGCAAAUGACCAUCGUCACCACGCAGCAGCACCAGCAGCAGCAGCAUCCCCAGUCGCAGUCGCCGCACCAGCAGCAGUCUCAGCAGCAGGCCGCUGCUGCCGCCGCCGCAGCAGCCGCUGCAGCUGCCCAUCACCAGCAGCAGCAGGCGGUGGCUGCCGCCGUCUGUGCCGCCCAGCAGCAGGCGGUAGUGGUGCAGCAGCAGCAGCAGUACCAGAUCCACUCGCAGCAGCAGUCGCCGCAGCAGCAGGUGCUUAGCAUCUCUCCCAAGCAGGAACAAUUCCACAUCUUUGUCGGCGACUUGAGCUCAGAAAUUGAAACUCAGCAAUUGCGCGAAGCAUUCACACCAUUCGGCGAAAUCUCGGACUGCCGCGUGGUGCGCGAUCCACAAACCCUGAAGUCGAAGGGCUAUGGUUUUGUGUCCUUCAUCAAGAAAUCGGAAGCCGAGAGCGCCAUUACGGCCAUGAAUGGCCAGUGGCUUGGCUCCCGUUCAAUCCGCACGAAUUGGGCCACACGGAAACCGCCGGCGAGUAAAGAGAACAUCAAGCCGUUGACCUUCGACGAGGUCUACAAUCAGAGCAGUCCCUCCAAUUGCACCGUGUACGUGGGCGGCGUCAACAGCGCCCUCACCGCCCUCAGCGAGGAGGUGCUCCAGAAGACAUUCGCCCCCUACGGCGCGAUACAGGAGAUCCGCGUCUUCAAGGACAAGGGAUAUGCCUUCGUGCGCUUUUCCACCAAGGAAGCCGCCACUCACGCCAUCGUGGGCGUUCACAACACCGAGAUCAAUGCCCAGCCCGUGAAGUGCUCGUGGGGCAAGGAGAGCGGCGACCCCAACAACGCGCAGACCAUCGCCACCCAGGCGCUGAACAGUGCCGCCGCCGCUGCCGCUGGCUUCCCGUACGGAUUGGGUGCCACAGCCGCCGCUGCUGCCUAUGGCCAACAGCUGGCUGCCACGGGCUGCUGGUACUCGCCCACGCCCACCUACCAGGCCUCCUCGGCCACAGCGGCCGCUGUGACUCCGGCGGCGGCCAGUGCAGCCGCCGUGCAGAACCAGUUCCUGCAGGGCAUCCAGGGCUACCACUUUGGACAAUACGGCGGAUACCAGCAGGGUUACAUGGGCAUGGGAGUGCAGAUUCCGGCCACCUGGCAAGGCGUCACCCAGGCACAGAUCUCACCUGCCCAGCAGAUGGCAACGGGCGUGGCUGGGACCGCCAUUCCGCAGGCCGCCGGCGUAGUGGCCUAUCCGAUACAGCAGUUCCAAGUGAGCCCACAGGUUUAUCCUUUACUCUUGCAGGCACAGUAAACGCAAAAGCCAAAUACCGAAAUCCAAACCAAAAUUUUUAAGUACAGCUGCAAUUUUCUGAAACAGAAACAAAACCAAACCGAGCUGUAAAUACAAUGCGAUGCGCAGAACACAAAUUGCAAAACAAUUGAUGGCAACUCGAAGUUUGGCGAUUUUAGAGAGCUGCACCCCAGAAACAAGCAAAAGCAAAGCCAGGCAAAAGCAAAAGCAAAAGCAACAGCGAAUGCGAAACCCUAACCAAAGCUAAAUGAAAAUUACACAGCCACGACACACCCCAUAUUAAUAUAUAUAUAUACACACUAAUUAUAUAUCUAAAUAUAUAACUAGAGCAUAGAUAUCUGCGAGGCCGGACCAGGCAAACAAUUAUUAUGUAUAUGCAAAAAGCUAAGAAGCGAACAAAAUAUUUUAAACCCUAGUUGCUUACACCAAAACACAAGCACACAGACACAGACACAAACACCACCACCAGAACAUCGUCACACCGACAGCCCGCAAACAUAUUUUAAUGCUUUAUGUAAAUGUGUGGGAGCAUAACGCGUAUAAAAAAAUAAUAACAAUAAUUAAUUGAAGGCCAACAUGGCGUACACAAAUAAAAAAGGGGAAUACAAUUUGGUCCAGGGAGGACGCGAAUCGAGAGGGUUGUAGCAGCCUAAAUCAAACACUCACCCUCACACAUUCCUGCAGUCGCGUCAUUAAAUUAAAAUAAACAUAAUUAAAAAUGCGUUAAAAUUAAUUACGCGCUCGCACACACACAUGCGAAAAUAUUUGAGCUUGUGUGUGUGUGUGCGUGUGCGUCGGUAGACGGGCAAACAAACAGCUCUGCAGCCCCCCAUUAACCACUACCCCCUUCAUCCUUCUCACAGCAGGACCCGCAUCAUUUUGUAUUGCCUACUUUUGUGCGCUUUUUGGUUUUAGCUUAGCACACCCCCAACCACACACGCCGACACUCACAUAGCACUAGUGCCUAUAACUAUGAUAGAUGACGUGGAUAUUUUAGUGAAUAUAUCGCUUAGAAACAACUGCCAAAAUCGGGCCACUCGCCAUGUCCUGCUAUCAUUUCCUAUCGAAUGCAACUGAAAGUUCACGCACUCACACCGAUGCAACAAUCGUUCUUUGAUUUGUGAUCGAUCAGCAGUCGAAAAUCGAAACAGGUUCCUACACACGCACAGAAACACACGAACACAGUCUCAGUCUCACAGCACUCGCAGUUCGAACUUCAAAGUAUCUGAGUACAACUAUGAAAUACAAGUCCAGGAAGAUCAGAGUCCAGCCACCCUCUCUCUCUCCCCCAGCCUACUUGGCGGGAAUAAGCAGGACCUAGUGCAGGUGUUUAAUUUGCUUGAAACUCGCCUCCCCUUACACACAACAACCUAAAUUUUCGCAUCACUUUCAACAAGCCAAACGAGAGCCAUGUACAAAGCAGCCCCAGACGAUACCGCAAAAAUGUUUCAAAAAUAUUUCCCUCCAACAAAUAUAGCCCAGAAUAACCCCCUGCAAAAAUCUAAAAAACAACAACAAUCACUCUCGUUAUAACCACUGUACAUGAUGCGUUUAUGGUUUUAUUUCAGUUGCCAGAAGAGGAAUGGUUAGCUGCAAAUUUGUUGUGUUAGUUCACUGUUGUUUAGGCCAAACGAGAGCGAAAUCGAUACGAAAUCGAUAAAGACGGAAAUGCAUCCCAUACCAAACUGAAACCGAACCGAUAACCAAACAGAAUAUCCAAGUAGCUAAAAAUAUAUAUAAAUACGGUAACAUAUAGAGAGAGGUCAACUCCCCUACACAAGUAAAAUAUAUUGAAAACAAUCAAAGUAUGCCAUCGAAUGAUAUUAAUUGAUAUUAGCUAAUCGAGCAUAGCCGUAAUAAAGUAGAUAUUAUCGCCUAAUCAUAUAAGCCAAUAAACACACUUGCAGCCCAGCCAGAGACAGACAGUCUAACGAAUUACGUGUAUCCAGGAGGCAGUGAGAGCCAGGACCCUCGCAGACACACACGAAACUGACAACACAGACACAAUACCUAACGGCAAGCAUUAAUCAACUUAUAGACGACACACGCACACGGGGACACACGGAGAUCGAGCAGGAGCUAUCCGGGACACUCGAGGCCACAGACGGCAGAGUUUCGAGAGGCAGUAGCAGUACAUUAAUGUGAAACAUAAAAAUAGUCGUACGAGGAAUAAAACUAAAUGUAGAGUAUAUAUAAAUGUAAAGUGGUAAAGCAUAGACAUAGCGAUGGUUGAUAAGUACAUAGAGUAUACAGCGUAUGCAUUAAACGAACCUGCUUAUAUAACACUCACACACACACACAUACACUCGACGACCGUAUUGAUAGGAAAUACCCACACUCACACCUCUCAGAGACACUCACGCGCUGACACCGAGCGCAGGAGAAAAACUAAUGGGAGCAUCGUAUGGUAAAUUAUAUAUUAAUUGUAUAUUGUGUUGUCUGCGUUCGAUGAUAAAUCACAACUAGAUGUUCAAAAUGGAAGCCAAUCGAAGCGGGGGCAUCCACAAACAAACAAACAAAAGAAUACCCAAGUAAUGGAAAUAGCAAUACAAUACUCAUACGUAAUCGCAUUCGCAAUCGCCACUCGCAACCAGCAAAUCGCCCUCGUUCGAACCGGACAAUUAAGCCACAAAGGACGAAUACUUGAUUUGCAUUUGACACGCCCCAAUCCCCCGGCGACUGGCAGGCAGGCAGCGUGGAAUUUGUUAUGUCAUUUUUUAGUGGAAUUUUUUUGCAGCUAGCGGAGCCCAGCAUUUAGCUACGUGGGUGUGGCCCGAACACCAGUAAAAGUAAAUGUCUAUCGAUAAUACCCCCCCACACUGUGUUAGUUGGUAGAAUGCGCUCACUCAGUAUGAUCACCGAAUUUUAGCCAGGAUCAGAGGAUCACAGGACACGUACACAACCGUACAUACCCGUACCCAUAGCCGUAGUCAGUAGCGGCAGUCGUACUGUAUAUUUAAAUGUUUUUAGCACUAGAAUUUAGAGGAACUACGAGGCGCGAGGCAAGCGACUUAGAUGUAGAUGUGAUUUUAAAGAGGGCGGGAUUGGGUCAUCAUGAUGAUGCAAUUGAAGCUGACAAAUGCAUUUUGUGUUGUUAUUUUAUUUUCUAGAAAUUGUGUUAAGAGGGAGAAGGCGAGAACAAAAUUUGAAAUGUUGUUGACCAAACGAAAAAAAAAUAAGAAAGAAAAUAAUAAAACCAAAAUAAUAAACCGAAAACAGUUUUGCAGAAAACAAAAUUUUGGAUAGGAAAAAAAAGAAAAAACGAAGAAAAAACCGAACAUUUAUAAGAGAAACAGUUUAUAGUUAAGGCAAAGGAAAAAGAAAACAAAAAAAUAUUAUCGGUUUGUUUGUUAAUGUUUGCGCUACAUAUCAGUAAAGAGUUAAAAGGGGUAGUUGGCACGUAGAAAUAGUGAAGAGUUGGAAACUAAAUAAGAAUAAAACUGCGGAACGUGAAGAAUCUAACAAGCUGACAAAGACGACGAAGUAAAUAAUAUUAAAAUAUAAAGAAUAUAUGAUUAACAGCUGUAACUGUAUGUAUUUAUGUUGUGUAACUAAGCGAAAUGUGCUAAGUCAUUUAUAUGCGUCUAUAUAUAUAUAUAUACAAAGUAUUUAUACACAAGAAACCCACGCCACAGAAACAGCCGAGGAGCUAGCAACCCUGGUAGAAGCAUUCGGUCUUAAGGAAACCAAAAAUAAAACACUACGAGCGAUCUGUAGCUGCACUAUAAAGCCCGAUCGAUGAUAAUUAUUAUUAUUAUUACCACUCAGCAACUCAGGUUCUGUUCCGAUCAAACCAGUUAGAGUCCAUUUCCGCCAUUAGUCAAACAUAAUUCAAUUCCGCGUCGCUCGCUUUGAGUUACUAAUUUGGUUAGAGUUCAAAGCCGACCGCCACCACUGAAACGAUUGCAGUUAUUAACCAUAAACUACAAUUACCAAUUAGUCAAUUCAAAGUGUAAUUAACUGGUGUGCAGGAUACAGGAGCAGUUAGCUAAAUUUUACCACACGCAACGCGACAACGGUGGCACAUAGCAUUAAUUAAACCAGAAGAGAGACCGGAGCGAACGGAAAACAAAUUUUAACGAGAUCAAGUUGCAGCCAGGCGAAACCGAAAAUCAAUCAAAUAAAGUAUUAUCUAAGCUACAAAGGAGUACACAGAUUAUAUAUAUAUUCUAUACCGUAUAUAUUUACAUGCAGGCAGACCGACCCUCUAGGUAGAAUGGCAGUGCAUACUAUCCAUCUGAGUUCUGGGCGUGUUUCCAACUGGGGUUGGGAGCCACAGAUCAUCGGAACGGGGGAAGUAUAAUUUCCAGCGGGAAACCCAAUAUUAUUUGUAAAUCGAGCAGAGCAAAAUAUAAGCCAUUAAAGUAAAGUCCGAGUAAACUAGCCACGAGCACCGUUGGAACCAAGCAAAAUCCAUUUAAUCCAGGAUAUUUUUGUGUGCAAUAAACCAGACGGAUUGCAGGAGACGAGGGCAUGUUAUGCAAUUAAAAUUACACUAAGAUUGUAAACAAAUCAAAUGCAAAUGUAGAAAAAAUCAAACGAUGAGCAAACAACCAAAAGCUGCUAACAAAACAAACAUCAAAGGAAAAAUGAAAGCUAAAACCAGAAAAGUUUUGAAAGGCAUUCGACACGAGGACAGGACAACAUUCACACUGACACGCAGACACAGGCCACACAGGACACAGAGUAAACACACACUUACACACACACACACAUUGCAUAAAACAGAUAUCGAUAUAUAUAUACAGACGUAAAAUAUGAUAAGUAAAUAGCAAAUAACUAAAGUAAACAAAGUAUAGAUAUCGACUGCAGUAUUGCAAAUAUUUUGUAGAAAUUUAAGCAUGUUUGAGUGUGUUUUAGGACAAGGACUAGAAAACACAAAGACGAAAGGCAAACAGAAUGAAAAAAUCGAAAAACAUUGUAGCGGAAUGUGAGGGCCGAACAACAUAAACAAACAACCAAACAAACAAACAACAACCACAGCAAGAACAAAGCCGAAAAUUGAAAACCUAAUGCAUAAGCUAAGUAUUAAAUAUACACUAUAUAUAUAUACGUAUAUAUACAUAUAUAUAUAUAUAUAUAUACAUACAACUUAAAUACGGCAUCAGAAAUCACACAAAACAUACACCCAAACAAACGGCAUUUGCAUAAGAAAACACACACAAGUGAAACAACGUAACGAAUAUUAAAAGAGUUAAUCAAAUUAAGCAUAACAAAAAAAUUCAAAAGGAAAAUAUUUAUAGUUGAGAAACAAUGAAAUAAAAGCGAGGGGAAUUUGGUUGCGUAUUUGUAUACCAACGCACCAGAGAACUCCAACAAAAAAGCAAAAAAAAAAUACAGCUAGCUGCGAAAUGCAAGCGAAAUAUUAUACAACAAUGUCAGCGGAGCACAGUGGCCAGGACCUCCUCAUCGGGAUGAUCUCGAAGGAGGAGGAGCAGGGGAGCGGAUGCCACAAUAAGUAGGAAAGGUUUUAGAGCUAGACGCUGGGUUGCCCACUGUUGAAGGAAGCGGAGUGCAUAGAGAAAUUAUACUUAGGUGACACGGCAGAGAAAACAAAAUGAAAAACAAAACAAAAACACAAAAAUAAUACAGAGACAAGAGUGUAAUAACAGACAAGAGCAAAAACAAGCAAGAUGGAAAAACAAAGAACAACUGCAACACAGAAAUGAUGAAAAUAAGUAAAUAUACCGAAUAAACAACAAAAAUU
This is a messenger RNA of Drosophila kikkawai, 7946 nucleotides long. RefSeq names its product trivet (gene trv). Lineage: Eukaryota; Metazoa; Arthropoda; Insecta; Diptera; Drosophilidae. Gene Ontology annotation, molecular function: RNA binding. The record is from RefSeq and is a predicted model, not a curated record.